CAAGUGGCGAAUUCUCAACUUACCCUUGUUGAGUUCUUUAACCAUUUUGAUGGUUCAAUGGACAUUCAAAGAUUCAACCAUCGGAAGAAUGACCAUAUAUCUAGAAAUACAGUCCCAGAUAACUUUUCUGAAUCUACUCUAGAGGAUGAUGCCAUGAAAAUUUACACCAGGUCAAUUUUUGCUGAUCAACAGGCAGAGUUACAAGGAACACUGUCCGAGUGCCUUCCUAUAGAGACUAAAAUUGAGGAACCUUUUUUGAAGAUAAGUAUGAAGGAUUGGAAAGCUCACGGCGACGGUUUAUUAGAGGUAUGUUUCAAGAAGGGGGAGGAUGUAAUUGCAUUAUGCACUUGUCGCAGGUUUGAACAAUAUGGAUUGUUGUGCAAGCAUAUAUAUUUCGUGUUCAAGAUGUUCAAAGUGAAGGAAAUUCCCAACAAGUAUGUAAUGAGAAGAUGGACUAAAGAUGUGGUACCGAAUGAUCUUAAUAAUACAUUUGAUAUUACUGUUGACGGUGAUGAUGCGCAUAAAAAGGCCAAAGAGGUUGCGUAUGAGAUUAUGCAGACUGGGGAGUAUCUUAUUGGUAACCUGAUCAAAGAUUUCGAUCAUCUACUUAUAGUCAGGGAUCGGAUGAGAGAGAUGAAAGAAAUGGUUGAUGAACUUCGCAUAACCAAGCCCAUCGACCCUAAGUUUGAUAGAUAUUCAAGGUUAAUUGGUUACGAGAAACCAAACACUGACGAUCCACCUACAGUGUUAAAGGGUGAAGGUACUGCUGCUGAUAAGGUUGCCAAUAAGGAGGGGAGGAAAAGAAGAGCAAUUCAGUUAGAGAAGGAUCCUAAUUUAGUUGAUGAAGAGGACGAGGAGGUUGAAACUGGUGACGAAGAGGAGUUUGAGGAGUCCGACGAAGCAGAAGAUAGUGAUUUUGAAUGCGAAGACGAGUAG
This is a messenger RNA of Helianthus annuus (common sunflower), 936 nucleotides long. RefSeq lists its product as uncharacterized. The transcript has 3 exons. Gene Ontology annotation, molecular function: zinc ion binding. Bases 58 to 936 code for a protein of 292 amino acids. The record is from RefSeq and is a predicted model, not a curated record. NCBI's taxonomy places the organism in Eukaryota, Viridiplantae, Streptophyta, Magnoliopsida, Asterales, Asteraceae.